This is a messenger RNA of Helianthus annuus (common sunflower), 555 nucleotides long. RefSeq lists its product as uncharacterized. NCBI's taxonomy places the organism in Eukaryota, Viridiplantae, Streptophyta, Magnoliopsida, Asterales, Asteraceae. Bases 1 to 555 code for a protein of 184 amino acids. The transcript is spliced from 2 exons. The record is from RefSeq and is a predicted model, not a curated record.
AUGGGUGGGGUUGGCACUCGAAAAAAUAAGUCGAUUUUCAAUGUUAAAACCGUUAGAGAGUAUUUGUGUGUCACAAGCGGGGACCCGUCUAGUGGCUUUGUAAUGAUCUGGAAUGGUUGGGCUACAGCUAAAGCCAAUAUGUUAGCAUGGAAAAGCGUCGAUGGUAGGUUACUGACAAAGACGGAUCUGGAAAAAAAAGGGGAAUUUAGAUCAGCAACACAUUGUGCCCGAGUUGCUGAUCACGAGCAAGAAACUGUUGAACACAUCCUCAUUACGUGUUUGAUGUCGAAAACGCUAUGGUGGAUGUGGCAUAUAUUUCCUAAGAAGAAGAAAAAGGUAGUCAACUACAUAGUGAUGGCUACAUUAUGGAUCAUAUGGUCGAGCAGAAAUGGGAAGGUAUUCAAAGUCGUGCAGUUUUCAAAUGAUAUAAGACUGGAACAAGUCAAUGAGUGUACUCUGUUGUGGAUGAAAGUCAUAGCCAAAAUGGAGAAUUUAGUGACUGAAGAGUGGUACACCAGUGGUGUGAAUAGUGGUGUGAAUGUAAUAGAAAAUUAG